ACCUCUCUUUGUGCGGCUUACAGCCUUCCAGGUUCAGAGUUCAUCAUCUUGGCCUGCAAAUAUAUUCCCAAAUAAGCUUGGGCAUCUCGGACGGCCUCGGCAGUCUGCGUGGGUCAUCCCUACACUGUUCGCAUGCUGAUGAGUCUUGAUUAUCAGGGCUGCUAUUCCGCGCCGGAACGACUGCUGUCACUUUGUGGGGCCAUGCCAUGGAAUGCAUCCUGUUUGCAUGCGCCCGCCGACGAAGAAGACGUCUUUGAUACAGGCACUCCUAUGGCUGAACGAGAACACCAUUGGAUGCAACUUCAAACCUCGGUGUGCCCGGUCUGGAGUAUCCGCAAUGGCUCUGCUCGUCUCGCAGGCCACUCACGGUGGCGACCAUACGAUCGAGAAUGUGCUCAGCAGCUCGACACUCGAGUUUUCAAAGGCCCUGAGCAUUCGCAAGAUCCUCGCGGGGCCAGGGAUCUGGGACGGUCCUAACCUUGAAGGGCAAGCUUCGUUUACGGUCGUGCAGGCGCCGCGGUUAGGUACACCAGCAGCGGCAGCGCGAUUCGCGUUUACGAGCAUCAUUCGGGCCUCCACAUACGCGACCCCGGACGAGACACAAUUGGACCACGAAGCCCACGGCGAGGCGAGGCGAAGCGAAAGUGCGCACGCUACAGCCAAGCUCGCGCGAGCCGGUCAAGAUCCGCGCGACGUGCGGCAGUGCACUCGUAUAUAUACCUGCACGCACGCACACGGCGCGCGACAUCCUCCCUGUCUGCUUUCUGUUGUCGUCCUCCGUGCAUGGCACAUCCGCGCGCCCGUGCCCGGACGUCCGACCCUCCGCAGCUGCCUCCUCGCGAUUCCGCUGCCCGUGUACCAUGGAUGCGCCCACGACGGCGGCAGCAUGGCCGAUAUCAGGGCGAACAUGCACAGAAGACGCGAGGAGCGCAUGCUCGACAUACGUGAAGAUCGCGUGCACGACACCGACCGUGGGGACUACAGGAACAGACCGCCGAAUCCGCGCGCAGAGCCGUAUCGGUGCGAGAUAUCAGAGUCGGCUGCGCGCGAGGAGAAGAGCGUGGCCGCGAAGGGUUGUGGCACACAGCGACGUGCAACACAGUCCUAG
This is a messenger RNA of Trametes versicolor FP-101664 SS1, 1108 nucleotides long. RefSeq lists its product as uncharacterized. Lineage: Eukaryota; Fungi; Basidiomycota; Agaricomycetes; Polyporales; Polyporaceae. The record is from RefSeq and is a predicted model, not a curated record. The coding region runs from base 212 to 1108 and encodes 298 amino acids. The transcript is spliced from 10 exons.